Molecule: messenger RNA, 843 nt
Organism: Haemonchus placei
Lineage: Eukaryota; Metazoa; Nematoda; Chromadorea; Rhabditida; Trichostrongylidae
Source: the annotation of a GenBank genome assembly
AUGGAACUGGCUCAGUAUUAUUAUGAUCCAUACAAUAAGGAGAGUAGUGCUGUAACAAUCUGCGAUGCUAAUAUCACCGAAUAUCUUAGCAGGAAGCAUUCCGUCCUACAUGUUUGCUUUUUAAAAAACCUUCGACGCGUUCCAAUAAUUGGGUUUGUCUCCUACAACUACGACGAUGUGUGGGAAAUCGAUUUUGGUCAACUGAAGAACUUCUACUCUCCUAUCAAUUUCUUUGGGAAGGCAACGGAUGCAAAAUGGCUUGGGAAAGACAUUGCUACGGGAGAUGUCGUUCAAAUUGAGUUCAAGAUCUGUGCAGACGUUCUGUAUUUCAGAUUGGGCAAAGAUAGGAAACAUUGGACAUGCCCUCUUCGUACUCGAUUCGACCCAUCAAUAAAGGUUUCCCUCGUCGUAGAGACACCUAAGAAGAAUUUUGUCGUGUUGCGGGACGACUUGUAUCUCGACUAUGUAUUGAAUGGUAAUCCUCGAACUUUCCGCACAUGCACCAGCUGUUACGAGGAGGAUGACAAAAAUCGGAUUGUAGUAGCGGAAUGUGGACACUACAUGUGUUCAAACUGUUGGAAGAAAUGGGUUAGAUCUAAACCGAUGUCGAAUUGCUGGGUCUGCUCCAAAACGAUUGAGCGUUAUGUAUAUGCGAGGUUUCGAGAUAGUCCAUGUCCAGUGGAUCACUGUCGUUCUGGAGAUACUCCAAGGGACUACGUUCUUGUGCCAUGCGGAUGUGUGACGCGCUGUGUUAUGAAAAGCAGCGAUGGUACGAAGACCAUCUGCCCGUAUGAGGUGUGCGGCAGAUCAGUUGAGGCGCAAUGGCCUCUCUAUGGACAUUAA